CGGCAGGGCAAGCGCUGGCUUUAAGUUUUCCUGUCAGCAUCCAGAUUAAGUGCGCCUGCACCCAAAUGCUGGUUCUGUAAUUGAGCCAGCUUUUAAAUGUGUGGCCAGGGAGUACACAUCCCACCAGGCAUCAGAGAAAGCUGUUGCUGCAUAGACAGGCCCCCCAGGCUUGGCCUGGGAGCUUUCCAGGCUCAGCAGGUAGCAGCUCACCCAUGCACCUAUGUGCCUGCACUCUCCCACUCCACUCACACACACCCCAGGGCACCAGGCACACACUCCAUGUCCCCCACCCGUGCCCCUAGAAGGUGAUGGUGAUGGUGUGAGGCUCAGAGUCAGAUGGAAGGUUGAAUUCAGGGCUCUCAAGAUGGGAAAGAUGCAACCUUCAGGAACACGAGAGUGUGGCCAGAACAGGACCAGUGUGUAAGAGUGUGUGUAUGUGUGUGUACUGGUCUCUGUGUACUGGUGCAGGUUAAUGUAGGAGGGGGUUCUCUCUGGCUGUUCAAGGCUUAUCUUGGAAGCCCACAGACUCUGCAUCCACCCAGGUGCCCUCAUAUGUUAGCACAUCCAUGGUACGAUUGGACCCACUCAGUUGUGAUGGCCAAGUGCAGUGCACAGCCUGGAUAACCGUACACAGCAGCCCUGUCAGGAGCCCACAGUUGGCCAUCUCUGGACAAGAAGCCAGCUCUAUCUCAUAUAUACCUCAAUUCCAUGAUUGAGGGCAGAAUCCAAAACCAUUGUGAAUCCACUCAAACCGGGAGAAGAAGGUCGCAAAGGUCAUAGGAUCAGAGCAGCUUCUGGCUGACACCCACUCCGUGGUGGUAAGAAGGGAUUAGGAGAUUGCAAACUGGGUUAAAAAAUCCUCUCACCUACAGCUCAAGGCUGUAAUCCUAAGGACUCUGCUUCUCUAAGCCUUGUUCUAUUUUCAACUCUCUUCUCCAGGGUACAGUCUCCACUGGGGCUGCAAGGAUUUGGUGGAGACUCUUAACACCAGUUCUCUGGCAUCUGUGAGUUUGAGUGUGGGCCAUCAGCUUCUUCCUUCUUCUCUCUUCCUCUCCACAUUUCCCGGUACCAUCUGAUCCAUCAGGCCCUUCUUUGCUCAGGCCCGAAGGACUCAGGCCUGUGACAGAGGACGGCCCAUUGUCGCCAAGACACCUCUGGGUGAGGAGCAGCGAGCAGGACCUGUCUAUCUCAGGCGUCAGCCCCCUGAAGGUCUGAGCAAUGGGCAAUGUGAUGGAGGGAAAGUCGGUGGAGGAGCUGAGCAGCACUGAGUGCCACCAGUGGUACAAGAAGUUCAUGACUGAGUGCCCCUCUGGCCAACUCACCCUCUAUGAGUUCCGCCAGUUCUUUGGCCUCAAGAACCUGAGCCCGUCGGCCAGCCAGUACGUGGAGCAGAUGUUUGAGACUUUUGACUUCAACAAGGACGGCUACAUUGAUUUCAUGGAGUAUGUGGCGGCGCUCAGCCUGGUCCUCAAGGGGAAGGUGGAACAGAAGCUCCGCUGGUACUUCAAGCUCUAUGAUGUAGACGGCAACGGCUGCAUUGACCGCGACGAGCUGCUCACCAUCAUCCAGGCCAUUCGCGCCAUUAACCCCUGCAGCGAUACCGCCAUGACUGCAGAGGAGUUCACCGAUACAGUGUUCUCCAAGAUUGACGUCAACGGGGAUGGGGAACUCUCCCUGGAAGAGUUUAUAGAGGGCGUCCAGAAGGACCAGAUGCUUCUGGACACAUUGACACGAAGCUUGGACCUUACCCGCAUUGUGCGCAGACUCCAGAAUGGCGAGCAAGAUGAGGAGGGGGCUGACAAGGAGGCCGCUGAGGCAGCCGGCUGAGCGCACCGCCCAGCUGCUUCUGCACUAGCGGGUGGGGUGGUAUGGUGGUGACUGGUGGUGUUGCUCUUGUCUUAACCCUAGAUAGAAUCUACUAAACUCAGAGGCUUAGCUCGCCUCUUUGGGGUACAUGGUGGCAGCAGAGAGGCAGCAGUGGGAGGCCAGAGCCAGGAACAGUGAAGGAUGGUUCCUGGCCCCUUGGAGUGACAGCUGACUGCAGCACUCCCUGCUGGGGGCACUGUUCAGCAUCCCUCUGCUGUCUGGUGACCCCCUAGCCCUUCUGGCUCCUCUCCCAGUUUUUCCCAGCUUUCUCCACUGACCUUCUCCAUGCUCUUCUGGAUGUGGACUCUCUGAGGCAGAGCUGAACUUUCCCAGGCCUCUUACGGAAUCCUGCAGAUCCGGUGGCUGCAGCUUCAAUCUCAGUGCUGCAAUCACACAUCCAUUCUGCCCCGGGGACCCUGGAGCCUACUUGUGUGCUUUGCAUUUGAUUCACACCUCCCUUCAACAAGCAUUUACUGAGCGCCUACUAUGUACUAAUGCUAGAUGUUAGAUGUACAGAGAAGACAGUUUUCAUCCUCAAGGAACUCAUAGGCUAAUGGUGAGACCUACAGACAAACAUCAUUAUAAUAAAACAUGCUAAGAGAA
Messenger RNA from Chlorocebus sabaeus (green monkey), 2469 nucleotides. RefSeq names its product guanylate cyclase activator 1A (gene GUCA1A). NCBI's taxonomy places the organism in Eukaryota, Metazoa, Chordata, Mammalia, Primates, Cercopithecidae. Gene Ontology annotation, cellular component: photoreceptor inner segment; cone photoreceptor outer segment. Gene Ontology annotation, molecular function: calcium sensitive guanylate cyclase activator activity; calcium ion binding. The record is from RefSeq and is a predicted model, not a curated record. Gene Ontology annotation, biological process: visual perception; positive regulation of guanylate cyclase activity.